This is a messenger RNA of Dermacentor albipictus, 5651 nucleotides long. Its product is annotated as phospholipid-transporting ATPase ABCA3-like. The record is from RefSeq and is a predicted model, not a curated record. Gene Ontology annotation, molecular function: ATP binding; ATP hydrolysis activity; ABC-type transporter activity. Gene Ontology annotation, biological process: transmembrane transport; lipid transport. Gene Ontology annotation, cellular component: membrane; intracellular membrane-bounded organelle. Lineage: Eukaryota; Metazoa; Arthropoda; Arachnida; Ixodida; Ixodidae.
UGUGUACGUGCAGUGUUUGAGGAUCAUCAUCAUGCGGCGGCGCGUGACACUUUCCUGGAAGGCACGGGUUUGAGAUCACGGGGCGUACCCGUCUCUCUGCACCUUUUGGCUUCCUACCGCUCUGAGACUCCUUGCAGCCCUAACUGUCCUGCCCGCCAAGUUGACCAGCGCUGGCAGCGGGGUUGACCGAUCUGCGAAGUGGAAGACUCGUCGGCGUACUCCAGACCUCCAGCGGCUGAACUUGCGAGAAAGAGGCGAUGGGCUACCUGUCGUUCCUGGACUGCGGGUGCGGCUGGGCGAGUUGCUGCAGCCAGGUGUGGCUGGUGCUGUGGCGCCACGUGUGGCUGUCGCGCGUCCGCCGCCACUACGUGGUCACCCUGCUGGAGCUGGCCGGCAUGCUGCUGCUGAUGAGCUCGGUGUGGGACGACUCCGUGGCGCCGUACCGGGCGAGGCCCCACAGGGACCGGUUCUUCGACACCGCCAAGCCGACCGACUUCUGGGGCCGCCGCAACGAGUCCUGGACCCGCGGCUCGCUCGCCUUCGCGCCGGACCAGCCGUUCUUCGCCGACCUGGUCGUCAGGGUCUGCAAGGCGUUGGGACCGGACUGGAGUCCGAUGCCUUUCCAGGAGGCGGCCGAUGCAGCCCAGUUCGCCGACGAAGGCAGGGCCGAGGCUUGGCCGGCGGACGACGCGCAACGACGCGUGGCCGUGUGGUUCGAGCAGCCGGCGCCCCACCGGCUCACCUACCACGUGCGCUUCCCGGACGCCGACUUCAACAUGCGCCAGGAGCACCGGCUCAGCCUGCUGGUGCCGGGACCCGCCGACGUGGACGACUUCGACGAGAUCAGGCUUCUGCUUCCACUGCAGUAUCUGAUCGAAUCGACUUAUAUAAAUAUGACAGCCGAAUUGCUGAAGAAACAGAUGAACAUAACGUUGGAACUGAUGCGCUUCCCGUACCCGCGGCUCUUCUACGGCUCCGAGGACCACACCCUGAGCCGCGUGGUGCUGCGCUUCGGCAUCGCCUUCUUCGUGCCCUUCAGCGUGCUCGUCAUGAAGCUGGUCCGGGAGAAGCGAGCCGGCACCAGGGAGAUGGUACGCCGCGCGGGGCUGGGUGACCUGGCCUACUAUAUGGGUCAUAUGUUCGACUCUGGCUUCAUCAUUUUCGGCGCCAUCCUGCUGAUGUACGUGCCGCUGUUCGUGUACCGCAACGCCAGCGGCACGGCCUUCCUCGAGCACGUCGACCCGUUGCUCUUCAUGCACGUACUAUGCACGUGCGGAGCGCAGACUAUACUGCACGCCAUGGUGCUCGCCCAGUUUAUCUGGGAGCCCAGCGUGGCGUUCGCGGCGGCCGUCGUCUACUGGCUCGCGAUCUCCAUCAUCCCGUACGCGUGGCUUCAGAACCCGUUCGGGCUCGGAUACUACCUCACGCCGAGAGCGGAGAAGAUGGCCACCGCUCUCAGCCCUUGCAUGCUGCUGCACUGGUGCCUGCGGGCCGUGGAGCGCUUCGAGAAAUACGAGGUCCCUUUGUCGUGGCACAACAUCAACGACAACUACACUACGCUGGACAACGUGAGCGUGGGCUCUCUCAGUGGCGUUGGCAUAUUCGAGGUGGUCGUCAUGGCGGGCGUCGUCUUCUUCCUGGACAACGCGGCCCCCUGGGGAUACGGAGUCCCCAAGCCGCUGUACUUCUUCUUCUCUAUCGACUACUGGACUCCCCUUAAGAAGUGGAACAUUCGGAGCCCGGUGCCGCCCAAUAUCAACCUGGGGUACUUUGAACCUGCUCCCAAGAGCGUCGACGCUCUUGUCAAUAUCAUCGACCUGUGCGCGAAAAAGAAAGGCUGCUGCGACCUGAAGGAUGUCAACCUGACAGUUUACAAACACCAGGUCACGGUCAUCCUCGGGCCGCACGACUCCGGGCACACGACCAUUCUGGACGUUCUCACAGGCAUGGUGGCUCCGACGAGCGGCGAAGCGUACAUAUGCAACUACGACGUCACGGGGCUCUCGGGACUGACGUGGCAGUACAUGAGCGUGUGCCCCGAGGAGAGCGAACUCUUCGACGACCUCACCGUCGGGGAGAACAUGCGCUACUUCCUGUAUCUUCGCGGGGUUUCAGCGGCCGAAGAGCAUUCGUACUUGGAGCCGCUUCUGCUGACGCUGUACAUGAAGCCGUACAGGGACACCCUCGUGUCCGAGCUGUCGCCCCAGAUGAAGCGGGCCCUGUGCCUCUGCAUCGUAUUCGCCGUCUACGCAAACUUCCCUCUGGUGAUCCUGUCCGAGCCGUCGAGGCUGUUGGACCCCAGGACGCGGAGCCACGUGUGGGAGACGCUGGGCCAGAUCGCCGACGUCAACAGCGUCCUGGUCACCACUCAGAGCAUCGAGGAGGCCGAGAUGAUCGCCGACCGGCUCAUCGUCAUGCGGGAAGGGCGCGUCGUGUGCGCCGGGUCGCCCACGUGGCUCAAGAAGAAAUUCGACUCUGGUUUCUGCCUGCGCCUGAGCAGGCUCGCGGACUUCAGGGAACAUGAAGUGAAACGCGUCGUCCAAGACUACAUGGGACCGGUCGAGCCUAGGAGGGUCACCAAGGUCGACGUGGUGUUCAACUUGAGCGAUACUCCCGAGAAAACAACGAAGAUGACUGCGAUGCUUCAGUACCUGGAGAAAAGGCGGAGUAUCCUGGGCAUCUCAGUCAUGAGCCUGUCGUACUGUACGCUCGAGGACGUUUACAUCAAGUUGGUGACUGGCACUGAGGCUAAGGCCAAGAAAAGCAUCGGUGACGGCGUCGUUAACCUUCAGUCGGAGAAGGAAGACGCGGCGAAAAAGAAACGAGACUCGCAGGCCCUGGCGCAGCUGUGCGAGGCCAGGUCGUCGAGGGCCGGCACCGUGUCGGUGCUGUGGGCGCUGCUGCGCAAGCGGACGCUGCUCUGGGCGCGCGUCUGGUGGACCAGGCUGUUCUCCCUGGCCAUCCCUGUGGCGUGCAUGCUGCUGCUGGUGCUGUGCGAGCGUCUCAUGCUGCCGCAGACGGAGCCGAACAGCAGCCCCUUCACCUACGAGCCCGAAGGCGUCUACGAUUCCUCGUACGGCUUCAUCGAGAGCGACAACUCGAGCUUGGACUUCAGUGACAACGUGCUACUGCCGCUGCUGUCCGAGCACUCGGUACACACGUUCGCGCCGACAAGCAAGUUUGUGGAACGCGAGCUGCUGUUCUGGGCCAAGGACAUGUACGCCUACCUGUACGAGUACCAGUACGGAAUCAGCACCUUCGAGAACAGCAGGCUGUUCGUCUGGUUCAACGGCCAGUGCCCGCCCAGCGCCGUGAUCGGUGUGAACCUGUUGCACACGGCACUUCUGAGCAACCUGACGGGAAGCAAGGACUCGCACAUCACGCUGGUCAACUGGCCCCCCGUGAGCGAAGACUACGUGGCCAAGACGGAGUUCGAGAAGCUCUACGGAAAGCUGACGCUCAAGGACGGUCGUGACACCCUGGGCUACGAGACGCAGCUGUUUCCGACGCGGAACUUAAUGACGCGCGUGUUCUACGCGUUCUUCGUGUCGCUGGCGAUGAGCUUCUACGCGGGCAGCCACGUGUUUGCGCCGAUGGUCGAGUCGGGCUGCGGCUUCCAGCACAUGCAGCUCAUGACCGGCAUGUCGGGCAUGAUGUACUGGAUGGGACACUUCGUCUUUGACAUGUUCAUGGCGCUCUGGAACAGCAUCACGCUUGCCUUCAUCAUAUUUAUCGGCCACCCGGAAAUCGCCCAUCCGUACCACCUUGCCAUCCUGGCUCUGUUCGUCGCCAACGCAUUCUCCAGCCUGCCCCUGGCGUACCUGUUCUCCAAGAUGUUUUCCGAACCAGUUUGGGCCUUCACCUACAUGGUGUUAGGCCUGUUCCUCGCAGGUAUAGUGGGCUCGCUGGGCGUGGAACUGCUGCAAGUGCUCGUGCAAGAGGACCCGUCGACGGCUGCCACCGUGGUGCUGUUCGUUUGGGGCUACGUGUGUCGCUGGUUCCCGACGUACACCCUCGUGCGGGGCAUCUUCAAGGUCAUCCUGCUGUCCAGGCUGAACGCCAUUUGUCUCACCGGCGGUGAACUGCUCGCCGAGGCCUGCCGCGACGUACACUACUCGUCGGACACGAGGAUAUCCCGCUGCUGCGAAGCUUUUCAGCGAAACGCCACCGCGCCGCUUCUUCGUCCGCUUCAGCCGUUCGACGAGACCGGCUUCUACGAGCUCGUCAGCAUGGUGGCCCAGGGCGUGCUCUACAUCGCGCUGCUCGCUCUGGUUGACUCUCAAGUGAUUUACAGCCUCCGCUGGUAUGCGGCUCGCCGCCUUCAGGGCAGUGAGCAACCCGAUGAGUUGGCCGAACUGCACGGACCUCGGCUCGUUGUCGUUUCCUUGGAUACUGAAGUUGAGCGGGAGGUGGAUGAGGUCAACCGGCUGUGCAGCACAAGAAAGUUCAGCGACAUCGUCAUUGCUGUCCGUAGCCUGCAAAAGAUUGUCGGCUUUGUCAACCCGGUGAAACUCGUGGACGGCGUGAGCCUCGCCCUGAAGAAAGACGAGUGCGUCGGCGUCGUCGGCAUCAACGGCUGCGGCAAGAGCAUGCUGCUGCAGACCCUGGUCGGCGUUCGGGUGCCGACCGACGGCGACGCGCACACGCCCCUGCUGUCGAUGGUCACCGACGUCCGCGGCUGGCAGCGGGGCAUCGGCUACGUGGUCGACCGCGUCCCCAAGGACAGCAUGCCGGCGCUGACCGUGGGCGAGCUGCUGGACACCGUGGCCAGGCUGCGGGGCGUCGCCAGGAGGCGCCAGGCGGUGACGAGCAUACUGACGCUCACGGGAAAGCUCCACGAGGACCAGAUGGCCAACGAGUGCAGUCGUGGUGAGCUCAAGAUGCUGCUCAUCGCUUGUGCGGCCAUCGGCGUCCCUCCCGUGUUGCUGGUGGACGAGCCGUGCUCGGACGUGGAGCCGCUCUAUCGCAACGAGAUCAUCCGCAUGCUGCAGCGCCUCAAGGACAGCCAGGCCAUGGCGUUCAUCCUGACCUCGUACCGCAUGUCCCACUUCGAGCUGCUCUGCGACCGUGUGGCCGUCAUGGAAUCGGGCAAGGUUGAGGCUAUGGGCGACGGGUUGCAGAUGGACCAGAAGUACGGGCGCUGCUACAGCGUCGCCUUCAAGCUGCCUGCCGAGAAGCGCAACAGCGUCACCCUGAUCAACCGUAUCUAUUUUGCGAUGAUGGAGCUUCACCAGUGCACCUACAUGUACAGCUAUAGGGGCACGAUGCUGUUCUACGUGGGCAAGUCGUACACCAGAUGGGGCGAGCUGUUCGCGACGCUCGUGGCCCUGAAGGAGGCCGAGAAGCUGCCCGAGUUCUCCGCGAGCGACAUGACGCUCGAGCAGAUCUACGUCGGCCUCUCGCGGCGCCAGAUCCUCUUCUCGGGCGCGCGGACCGGCGCGAAGUUGAGCGGCAUGCCGUCCAGCGUGGAGAACCCCCCGGUGCCCGGCGAGGACGACCAGAAGGGGAAAUAAAAGCGGCCCUCCUUUUCUGGCUGCUCUCGCCGAACCUCCAGUAUGCACUGUGGACUCGAGAGCCGUGCUGGAGAGCAUAAAGUUAACGCAAUUACAAAUGCAUGUUACAUGUGUUGAAUAAAGGGAAAAUCGGACAUC